Molecule: messenger RNA, 915 nt
Organism: Pecten maximus
Lineage: Eukaryota; Metazoa; Mollusca; Bivalvia; Pectinida; Pectinidae
Product: putative deoxyribonuclease TATDN3
Exons: 12
Coding region: 15-899 (294 amino acids)
Molecular function (GO): hydrolase activity, acting on ester bonds
Source: RefSeq, a predicted model, not a curated record
AGUGAAAAUGAGUUAUGUCCCCUGGAUUGUUGACAAUAUUGAGGGAAGUCAUGGCAGGUGUUGAAACAGAUGAGGCCGACAGCCCGUCCCCCGGGUUUGCUAUGGUGGACUGUCAUUGCCAUCUCGUGGAUAAGGCUUUUGAUGAGGAUAUUGACACUGUGAUCCAGCAAGCAAAACAGGCUGGCGUGAAAGGAGCCCUGGUUGUAACAGAAACAUACACACAGUUUGAUAAAGUCCUGCAACUGGCUCAAAGACAUCCUGAUUUUGUAUUCCCUUGUCUUGGUGUUCACCCUGUCCAGGGUGCUUUAACCGGAGACCAGAGAUGUGUGACACUAGAGGAUGUAGAGAAGGCCAUACCCAUUAUAGAAAAGAACAUAAGCCAUAUUGCUGCCAUUGGGGAGAUAGGCCUGGAUUUCCAGCCAAGAAUUUGUGUGAGACCAGAGGACAAAGACAUUCAAAGACAGGUGUUAAAGAUGCAGGUUGACCUUGCAAAGAAGUAUGAUUUGCCUGUGAAUGUACAUUCAAGAUCUGCAGGAAGACCAACUAUUGCUGCUUUAAGAGAAUAUGGUGCAGAUAAGGUAUUGUUACAUGCCUUUGAUGGUAAGCCAGCUGUGGCCAUGGCAGGUGUGGAGGCUGGCUACUUCUUCUCCAUACCACCAUCUUGUGUCAGAAAUCCAGAGAGCAAACUUGUUCAUCGCCUACCAAUCACAAAUAUUCUACUCGAGUCAGACUCCCCAGCACUUGGACCAGAAAAAGAUGUGAGAAAUGAACCUAAAAACAUCUCCUUGUCGUGUGAUUACAUUGCAACUAGGAAAAAACUUGAUGUCCAGGAAUUGAGCAGAAUCACCACAAUGAAUGCUUUAAGAUUAUUUCCUAAACUUGCAAGAGUAAUAAAAUAAAAUGAAAACUAAAUAA